Molecule: messenger RNA, 1800 nt
Organism: Prorocentrum cordatum
Lineage: Eukaryota; Dinophyceae; Prorocentrales; Prorocentraceae
Source: the annotation of a GenBank genome assembly
GUCGCGCUUACACACUCCGCUCAGCGCAUGAAGGACGUCCCGAGCGACCAGGUGGAGACCGCUGCGAGGGCCGUGGUGGCGGUUGGCCGCUGGGUCGGAGGGUCCGCGAAGGCGAAUAUCCUCCCCGCCUUCCUGCCCGAUCCGCUCGACGAAUGCUUCGACCCGAUUCGGAAGUGGGUUGCGAUGUUGAGCAUCGGCAUCAAGGUGGAGCUCGAGGGUGUGUUGACGCGCACUGCCACGGUGGAGAGCGUGAAGGAGUGGGUCGGCGAGGGCAUCGGGGAUGUCAUCCGGGUGUUCGUCGACAUCUUCCAGGCGAGCCGUGACCACGUCUCCGCCGUCGCGCCGCAGAAGCCGUUCGACUUCCUCAUGCAGGGGGUCGCCGUCAUGGAGUGGGUCGCGAGCGCCGCGUGCAUGGUGACCCGCGAGGGCGAUGAUCAGUACUCGGUCGAGUUCUUCAAGCGCAUGGCCAAGGGUCUGAGGGACCACCUUGAGAAGCCGCUUCCCUCGGCUGAGGAUUGCGAGCCUUGGCAACCGCAUGAAGUCGAGUGGGCGAAGGACGCCACCGAGCAGUUCCUGUCGUCUCCCUUCAUCUGCGGCGAGGGAGGAUACGCAUCGAAAGUCGCUGGGGCGCUGGAGUCCUAUUCGAAGCCUAUCGUGGAUCCACUUAUCACGUUCCUGAAGACCGUGUUCGGCGAGAACAAGCUCGGCGACAUCGACCUCGGGAGGGCGGGGGACGUGUCCGCGAUCUCGGUGGAGUUGUCGGCAUUCUCGCCCGCGCUGUCGUGGGCGGAGGAGGCCGGGGACAAGGCCCUGAGCACGCAGCUCACAUACUUGUACAAUGCCGCGUCGCUCCUGGUCCACGUCAUGAAGAUGAAGCGCUUCGCGGAUGUCACGUUCGCACCUGGCGCGGCCAUGAAGGACGCGAAGGUGACCGAGGAGACGCUCAAGAUGGUGUGCGACGGCAGGGCCUCGUACAACGCCUUCGACACUUGCGUCUCCCUCGCGGGGGGCUCCGACCUCUUCGCCGACAACGGGGACCCCUAUCACUCCAAGGCCUUCCACUCGAUCGUCGACUUCGAGCCGUUCAACAGGUCUAUCCGGGCCUGCUUCGUCGCGGUGCAGGGGGCUUUCGGCGGCAGCUGGAGUUCGAACCUCGCCGCAUUGCGGGGGGCCAUCGAGGAGGGUUGCCCGAACUGGCAGUGGGCCAAGGACACUCUCCUGGACCACGUGGACUUGUGCGACGCGCUCUGCAAGAACGAGAAGUACAGCAGCCUCAGCCCCCUGGCCGCGGAGAUCAAGAGGCAGGUGAAGUUGAUCAAGCGCGCAGACCACUAUCCAUGCCUGCCACCCCUGGUCGACCCGAAAGGCUUGAAGGACAGCGUGAUCGCGGGCGAUCUGGGCAUCGAGACCGUCAGCUUCACUUUCGCCAUCUACAAGUUGCUGAAAUCUUGGCCUGGAUCGGUGCUGUCGAAGCCGGAGGCGGAGAAGCAGGUGAUCGCAUUGAAGAAAAGUCUGGAGCCUUCAAAAGUCCAGCUGUCGGACCAGAUUAACUUGGAGCUGAACCGCUGGGAGGACGGCACUCGCCUUGAGACGCCGUUCCAGCCGAGGGCGCCAGCGCCUCCUGCGGCCGCCGCGCCAGCGGCGGAGCCUCCCGCCGUCGAGCCCCCGCUUCCGCCUCCCGAGGCCCCCCCGCCACCGCCCGCGUCUUUGCCAGGCAGCUCCCCGGGCGCGUCUCAGCCCGUAGUGGGCUCGAAGCUCUCCCUGAAAGAGAGGAUGAGGCUCUCCCUGAAGAAGAGCUCG